AUGGUGCCCGCGACCAUGACGGUGGAGGAGUUGAGGAAGGCGCAGCGGGCGGAGGGACCGGCGACGGUGCUCGCAAUCGGAACGGCGACGCCAGCCAACUGCGUGUACCAGGCAGACUACCCGGACUACUACUUCAGGAUCACCAAGAGCGAGCACCUCGCCAACCUCAAGGAAAAGUUCAAGAGGAUGUGUGAAAAGUCCCAGAUCAGGAAGAGGCACAUGCAUGUAACGGAGGAGAUCCUCCAGGAGAACCCUGGCAUGUGCGCCUACAUGGCGCCGUCUCUGGACGCGCGUCAGGACAUCGUCCUCGCGGAGGUCCCCAAGCUCGGCAAGGCGGCAGCACACAAGGCGAUUAAGGAGUGGGGCCAGCCGCUGUCCAAGAUCACCCACCUCAUCUUCUGCACCACCUCCGGUGUGGACAUGCCGGGCGCCGACUACCAGCUCACCAGGAUGCUUGGCCUCCGCCCGUCCGUGAAACGCUUCAUGAUGUACCAGCAGGGCUGCUUCGCCGGCGGCACGGUGCUCCGCCUCGCCAAGGACCUCGCCGAGAACAACCGCGGCGCGCGUGUGCUUGUGGUCUGUUCCGAGAUCACCGCAGUGACCUUCCGCGGCCCGGACGAGUCCCACCUCGACUCGCUGGUCGGCCAGGCGCUCUUCGCCGACGGUGCAGCCGCGGUGAUCAUCGGCGCUGACCCCGACGAGUCUGUUGAGCGUCCUCUCUUCCAACUGGUGUCGGCGAGCCAGACCAUUCUGCCGGACUCGGAGGGCGCCAUCGAAGGACACCUCCGGGAGGCUGGCCUCACCUUCCAUCUCCUCAAGGACGUACCCGGACUCAUCUCCAAGAACAUCGAGCGCGUCCUCGAAGACGCCUUCAAACCACUGGGCAUCGAUGAUUGGAACUCUAUCUUUUGGGUGGCACACCCUGGCGGGCCAGCGAUCCUUGACAUGGUUGAGGCCAAGGCAAACCUCAACAAGGAGAGGAUGCGCGCCACUAGGCAUGUCCUCUCUGAAUACGGCAACAUGUCAAGCGCCUGCGUGCUCUUCAUCCUGGAUGAGAUGCGUAAACGUUCUGCUGAGGAUGGCCACACCACAACAGGUGAGGGAAUGGACUGGGGCGUCCUCUUCGGCUUUGGCCCCGGUCUCACCGUGGAGACCGUCGUCCUCCACAGCGUCUCCAUCAAUGCCCAUACAAUCGCAUGA
Triticum turgidum subsp. durum (durum wheat) is the source of this 1200-nucleotide messenger RNA. The record is from the annotation of a GenBank genome assembly. Lineage: Eukaryota; Viridiplantae; Streptophyta; Magnoliopsida; Poales; Poaceae.